Stylonychia lemnae is the source of this 579-nucleotide messenger RNA. The record is from the annotation of a GenBank genome assembly. NCBI's taxonomy places the organism in Eukaryota, Ciliophora, Spirotrichea, Sporadotrichida, Oxytrichidae.
AUGGCAACACCUAGUUUAAAAGUUUUAUCUGCAGAGCAAAUUCAAGCAAAAUAAAGAGUUCAGUAGCUUAACUAAGAACUCAAGAAUGAAACUAUUCAACUUUAACACAAUCUCAUGAAUAAACUUUCUCUUAAGCAAAGAAUUGAGCAGUGUAUGACCUAGAAGUGCUUGGAAUUAUCAAAAUAAUCUGAGGAAAUCAUUAAUGAAGAAAUUACUAAGCGCAAAGAAUAAGAAGCUCAGAAUCCCUCAUACACUUUGGACAAAGCUCAUUAUUUGAGUACUAGAUAUUUCAGUCUAGAUAGGUCAUUAACAGUUGAAAGAGCUGAAACUUGCCUUAAUGAGUGUCAAAGACCCUCAGAGAUCAUUAAGAGAGUGCUGACUUAAAACUUCAAAGAAGUAUAAGAAAACAUUCAGCAUUGCUGCAAAGAUUGUGAAGUUAUUAAUUAGGAAUCUAACUCCAGGGAAAUCAAUUACUAGUGUGUAUCAAAAUGCUUAGAGACAAAUAUAAGUAUUUUAAAGGAUGUAGAUAAGAUUUUAUGCGAUGAAUUUGUCAGCAGAGCUGAUCUGCUUUUCUUCUGA